GCCCUGCAUGUGUGGCUCCGGACCCGUGUGGCGCUACGUACAUCGAAGACAAGCCGAGGCGAAGGGUUUGGAAGACGAGUGGGCUGCGGCCGACGAGUGCGUGUGUCGUGGGCGGAAGUCGCCCAAGUGCAUCUCGUUGUCUCUCAUCGUCAUCCUUCAGCGGCUGUGCAACCACCUGGAGCAGCUGAAACCCGACCCGCAGCCGCCCAAGGAUUCGGCGGAGGCCGAGCAGCAGGAGCUCAUGCGAGAGCUUUGUGAACAUGCAUUCCGAGGAAUUGAGCACAAUCUCUGCACACAGAGACGAGUUGCCAACCGCUUGCAGCUGGGAGAUCCAGAGGCAUGCGGAAAGAUGCAGGUUCUGUUGCCUCUGCUGAAGCACUGGCGCCGCAGAGGGCAGAAGGUGCUCGUCUUCUCCCGGAGCACAAGGCUCCUUGACAUCCUCGAGGCCUGCCUUUGGCAGCAGGGAUG
Molecule: messenger RNA, 468 nt
Organism: Symbiodinium sp. CCMP2456
Lineage: Eukaryota; Dinophyceae; Suessiales; Symbiodiniaceae
Source: the annotation of a GenBank genome assembly